AUGUCGUCACAACCGGAUAUGAACAGUCUGCUGCACAACAUGUGUGCACAGAUUCAGGCGUUAACGAAUCAGCUCGCCGAGAUUCAAGCCGCCCCAGCAGCGGAAUCUACGGUUGCGCAAAAGUUCAACAAGAAAGUCGAGAUCGUCGCUGACCCCAGCGCUUUUGAAGGAGAUAGGGCGCAAUUUGCCAAAUGGUGGAUCAAAGUAAACUGGGACACGUUCGCUGAUGAGUUUGAAAUAGCGAUGGCUGUGCUGUCAAGACUGAAAGAACCUGUGGCGGGUCAAUAUGCCCAAGUAAGAAUGCAGGAGUGCUACACAACGGGAGUGUGGCCUACCUGGGAUGAUCUCAAAGUCGAGAUCGAAAAAUACUUCAAACCCCAAGCUGAGCGUGACUGGGCGCAUCAGCAAAUCCGUACCUUCAAACAAGGAAACAUGAGGACGGAUGACUUUGUUACCUGGUUCCUGGCCCUCUCCAUCCAAGGGGGUCUAGGGAAUGAACAUGCAGUGGAGUUGUUGGAGCGCAAUGUAUCACCGGCCAUUGCCCGACAGCUCUACAUGCAAGAUAUGCGGAGCGAGAACCUUGCAGCAGCUGCUGAGGAGGUUCAAAAAAAUGGUAGGGCCAUAGAGCUCUACGAUAUGCAAUUUGGUGGUGGGUCCACCACCAAAAACAAUGUAUCCCAGAGGUGCCCUGGGUCAUCAAACCACCAUAAUCACUCUGACGGGUUUAAGCUGUUUGGGCUGCAACCAGGGCAGGGAGCCCCUAUGGAUAUUGGUGCGGUCCAGGGCGGACAGAUGUGCAGAUUCAAAGGGAACUGCUACAAUUGCGGCCAAGAGGGACACAUGUCCCGAGAUUGCAGAAAUGGGGCGCAGGCUGCCCAACAAAAAAAUAAUCAAGGGUGCCAGGCGCACCAACUGCCCCUGCUCCGGGGUGUUGCACGAGCAAUAAUGGAAAGAAGGGGAUGGCUCCCCAAUUUGUAA
Messenger RNA from Serpula lacrymans var. lacrymans S7.9, 978 nucleotides. RefSeq lists its product as uncharacterized. Gene Ontology annotation, molecular function: zinc ion binding; nucleic acid binding. The record is from RefSeq and is a predicted model, not a curated record. Bases 1 to 978 code for a protein of 325 amino acids. The transcript has a single exon. NCBI's taxonomy places the organism in Eukaryota, Fungi, Basidiomycota, Agaricomycetes, Boletales, Serpulaceae.